Messenger RNA from Phaeodactylum tricornutum CCAP 1055/1, 1737 nucleotides. RefSeq lists its product with no specific name. Gene Ontology annotation, cellular component: nucleus; histone acetyltransferase complex. NCBI's taxonomy places the organism in Eukaryota, Bacillariophyta, Bacillariophyceae, Surirellales, Neidiaceae. The record is from RefSeq and is a predicted model, not a curated record. The coding region runs from base 212 to 1546 and encodes 444 amino acids. The transcript has a single exon. Gene Ontology annotation, biological process: regulation of DNA-templated transcription; chromatin organization.
CACAAACCUGUGAACCUAACACACGAAAGCUAAUCCCGUUUCUUUCGUUCGGAGUAGCAUUUUGCUUCAGCAAAGUGCUUCCUUCCCUCGAAGGCGAAUAGGUGGCAGACCCAAGACUUGUCGUCAAGACAGUAGUGGCACUGCAUUAUAUAAUAGCAAGCCCUUUCACUCGUUCGUUCUGGGAUUGCGAGCCACUUUUUCCUGUGGUAAGAUGACGAGCACGGGUUUCUCUCCCAUGAAAUUGGACGACCAGGAAAAUACGAACAGUGACGCUUCCGACUCUUCUUGGAUGCCACCGUUUCAUGUCGACCAACGAGUGUUUGCCCAGGAUCAGGCCCGCGAAACAGGCCUGUUCUAUCCCGGCAUUGUUCGGCAGGCCCGCCGCAGCUCGACCGAGACUGUUCCCUCAUUGCAACAAGAUCAAGGGAGCACCGAAAUUGAAAAGCCGGUUCAUACCUGGUCGUUCUUAAUACAUUAUUUAGGCUGGAACGCACGUUGGGACCAGUGGGUAUCGCCGGAUCGCAUUUUAGCGGAUACGCCCGAAAACAAGGAACUUGUAGAUGCCCAGCAAAAAAAACAUGCUGCCAGUACCACCACGGUGCCGCCAGUUGCUCAAAGACCCACCUCUGUAGACAAGGAGAAUUCGACAGCGGCUGCAACAACAACGUCUUGUCGGAAACGGAAAAAGGAACGCACGGGAAACGGCUCCAACUCGAAUUCGAACAAAAGAAAAUCGACUCUUUCGCAUGUCUUUGAAUUUUCGGAAAUUUGUGAGCUCCCCUUUACGCUCAAGACCGUGCUGGUAGAUGAGUGGGAACAGAUCAGCCGUGUUCCACCAGAUGAGUGCUUGGCCACUACACCCGUGGUGCGAUCACUCCACGUACUACCUGCACCCGUCACGAUUCGACAGGUUUUGAAUCACUUUAGCCGACGGCAAAUUUCCCAUAUUCGGAAACGAGAAAAGGCAAAGCAAUUGUUGAGUGACGAUGACAUUUCUAAACACGAAAAGUCAGGUGUGUCUGACGCUGGCAAAGCUUCCGUCCAAAAUACCAUCAGCACUGAUAUAACUACAGAACAGGUCCGCGAUUUCUGCAAAGGACUCACUGAUUUGUUUCAAGAAGCGCUGCCAAAAAUAUUGCUUUAUCCCCACGAACGCCCACAGUUCGAAAACUUGAAAAGGAAUGAAGAAUUGAUGGAACAACAUAAAGAAUGGGUCGAUGUGUACGGGUGUGAAUAUUUACUGCGUCUAUAUCUGCGCUUGCCUGCUUUACUUCAAGUUGAGUCAGCAUCGCAAUCUCCUUGGAUGGCUCCGCUGCUGGUCGAAUUGCUGGUUCUUUUGCAAAAAAAUCGUCAGGCUUGUUUCAAAUCCAAUGCGACGUCGUACCGUAUAGCUAGACGGAGCGAAUGGCUUGAAUGGGAACAACGAGCCUAUCCAAUACGCGACAGAAAGACAACGACAGCGACUGCCGAUGACGCGGUCACAUCUAAAGCAAAAGGAGAGGCCACAGUACCUUCUACCGAUGAAAUGGAUAUUUCUAACCAAUAGACGUGCCCCUCUUAUCGAUAUCCAGCAUUGAGCCUUAGCGACUAUCUGACAUUAUGUUCGAGAACGCUGUCCGUGUGUUUUCUGAAGCAAAGUUUCGAACGAUCCUAAUGUCGAGCAUUUUCUCCGUACAUGUUAUAUCCAUCGAGAUCACAAAAGUGUGAAACUAAGGUACUAAAGAAUGCAUAAGUUGU